This is a messenger RNA of Ziziphus jujuba (common jujube), 1155 nucleotides long. RefSeq lists its product as uncharacterized. The transcript has 7 exons. The record is from RefSeq and is a predicted model, not a curated record. The coding region runs from base 133 to 822 and encodes 229 amino acids. Lineage: Eukaryota; Viridiplantae; Streptophyta; Magnoliopsida; Rosales; Rhamnaceae.
AGCUUCAUUCUGACCGUUGGAUGGGAACCCCUUCUGAUCAAGUGUUACUCACAGUACAGUAUAUCACAUACACCCGUUUGAUUAUAAGCUCUUUCUUUCCCUCUCUAGGAAGUUUCAGUAACAAAGAGGAAAAUGCUAGGAAUUUCUUAUGGAGAGCUCUUCCUCUUGAUUGGAGCCACUGCUGCUCUCGUUGGGCCAAAAGAUCUUCCAAUUAUUGCCAGAACUGUAGGGAGGUUAGCCGGUCGAGCAAUUGGGUAUGUUCAAUUAGCUCGAGGGCAGUUCGAUAAUGUUAUGCAACAGUCUCAAGCUAGACAGGUUCACAAAGAACUUCAAGAUACAAUGGCACAACUAGAGGCAAUUCGUUAUGAAAUCCGAAGUAUAUCGCUUAUAAAUCCCGGUCCUUUGACUCAAAGGUUGAUGGACAAUCCUUCAGAACCUAGUCUUCAAAGUAGUGCUGUAGGUAACAGUUCGGUUGAUACGCGGGAGGGAAUGCCGAAGUCAAUAGAUACUAUCAUGAAGGAUAAUAGUUUCAAAACCUCAGACACGUUUAAUUUGCAUAGCCAAGCAGUUGCUUAUGCAAAAUUGGCUCAAUCUGAAGCUGUGAAGAACAAUAUGGAGAAAGAGAAACACGAUGAGGAGGCCGGCCUAUUCACCAUUCUGCCUGUUUCAGCUGAAAGCACUGGGAUGCUACCAAAUCGCAAGGUGGAUAUGACGACAGAAAAUGCAAAAGGAUCAGACAUUGUAUUGGAAGCAGUACUUGAAUCAGAGAUAGCUCAUAAUGCCAAAGAUUUCUUUUCACAGCCCCAAAAUCAAAUACAGUGAUCUUAAAAGAAACGUCAUUCCUUUUACGGCCUCAAGAGGCCUAACCAAAAAGGGUUUUGCUGAUAUUAAUUUUGUUCCACAUGAUACAUACAGUCAUGUGUCAUCGUCUGCAAUGAAGCUGCUAGAAAGUCUCUCUUCAAGCCUUGCCUUCUCAACUGUCAGCUAAAGUAUAUUAGGCACCUAGAUGGUUCCACACUCGGUUUUGAGGCCAACAUUUUUUUGUGCACAUAUAUUAUCAAUAUAAAUGUCAGUUCUAAACCAGCAGUUGUGUAAUUGCUUUCCUUGUUUGAUUUUGCUGCUGUUAAUAGCUGAUUUUCUUCGAAGUUUCAAUCA